GAACGCGACCCGGCUGCGCGCUCCCUCGCCAAGGCGACGACUGCGGUAGAGCGAGAGAGAGAAGAAAAAAAACCAACAAGCGAGUCGAAGCUGAGGAGACGAGACGGACCACAGUUUACCUCCACAUCACAAGAUCACGUUUUUGGAGCAGGAAAUCUCACGCCCUGCCGGGUCGUGUUAACGUCGGAGACGGCUGACGAGAUCCACUGAGGAGAAUAAAAGGAUGCGGUGUAGACUUGACUGUUGACUGGUCUGCACACUCGCCGCUUCUCUCAUUCCUGGAGAUAGUCAAUUUGGAGGGGGGGCAGAUUCCUGCGUUCCCCUCCUCUUAGUCUGUGUCUUUGUUUGGGACAAAAACCAACCACUUGCGCCUGGAGUACACGACCCACCCUGUCUCGUCGUUCCUGGCUCAGCACAGCUCAUCCUUUGACUGAGGAGAUCGCACGAUCUGCAGGAGAUUCACUUUUAACCUGCUGAUCCCUCCUGGCCCCGCCCAUAAUCCCCCGUCGCCAUGGUGCUGUCACAACGGCAACGAGACGAACUAAAUCGAGCAAUAGCCGAUUAUCUACGUUCCAAUGGAUACGAAGAGGCUUACUCCACUUUCAAGAAGGAAGCGGAAUUAGAUAAUAAUGAAGAACUGGAUAAGAAGUAUGCUGGCCUUUUGGAAAAAAAAUGGACCUCAGUCAUCAGAUUACAAAAGAAGGUGAUGGAGCUUGAAUCGAAGCUGAACGAAGCAAAAGAGGAAAUCACCCUGGGUGGACCAGUCAGUCAGAAGCGUGACCCCAAAGAGUGGAUCCCGCGUCCGCCUGAAAGAUACGCGCUGAGCGGCCACCGCAACCCCGUCACCCGCGUCAUCUUCCACCCAGUCUUCAGUGUCAUGGUGUCGGCCUCUGAGGACGCAACAAUAAAGGUGUGGGACUACGAGACAGGAGACUUUGAACGCACACUGAAAGGCCACACAGAUUCUGUUCAGGACAUCUCAUUCGACCAGACUGGCAAGCUGCUGGCAUCCUGCUCUGCAGACAUGACUAUCAAACUGUGGGACUUCCAAGGCUUCGAGUGCAUCAGGACCAUGCACGGACAUGACCACAAUGUUUCAUCUGUAGCCAUCAUGCCCAAUGGAGAUCACAUUGUUUCUGCCUCCAGGGACAAAACCAUUAAAAUGUGGGAAGUGGCAACUGGAUACUGUGUGAAGACCUUUACGGGCCACAGGGAGUGGGUUCGUAUGGUGCGGCCCAACCAGGACGGCACGCUGAUCGCCAGCUGCUCCAACGAUCAGACGGUCCGUGUUUGGGUCGUGGCCACCAAAGAAUGCAAGGCGGAGCUGCGGGAGCACGAACACGUGGUGGAGUGCAUCUCCUGGGCUCCAGAGAGCGCACACCCCACCAUCCUAGACGCCACAGGCUCUGAGACCAAGAAGAGUGGAAAGCCUGGGCCUUUUCUGCUGUCUGGUUCCAGAGACAAAACUAUAAAGAUGUGGGACGUAAGCACUGGGAUGUGCCUGAUGACACUGGUUGGACAUGAUAACUGGGUGCGUGGCAUCCUCUUCCACCCUGGAGGAAAGUUUAUAGUGAGCUGUGCGGAUGACAAGACCUUAAGGAUCUGGGACUACAAGAACAAGCGCUGCAUGAAAACCCUGAGUGCCCAUGAACACUUUGUUACCUCUCUGGAUUUCCACAAGGCUGCGCCCUUCGUGGUCACUGGCAGCGUAGAUCAAACAGUAAAAGUUUGGGAGUGUCGCUGAUUUGGACCUGGGAGGACUGGACCGCCAACCUCAUUACCCUUGAUGCUCCUCUGAAUCCCCUCCCCCUCUGUCCCCCUCGAUUCCCUGCCUUUUACUCCCCUCGACCCCCUCCACCACACUUCGUCCCCCCCGCACAUCUUCGCCUUUUCCCGGCUGCACUCACCACCGCGGUUAUCCACCCUUAGCGCUCUCUGGUCCGAUAACUUCUUGUCCUGUCUAAAUUAUUCCUGGAUGUAGAUCGAGCUAUUAAAUGUUACACAAAAAAAAGUAUUCUUGCAUGGUAAUCCAAAAUUGUAUACUGUAAAUUUGCAUACAUAACGUUGUCUAGAAGUACCAUAGGUUUAACACGACGGGGCUGAGCGUCUGUUCCUGCAGCCUUACCGACCAACCGAAGGCAGAUGGUGUAAAAACAAAAAAGAAGAAAAAAAAACUAAACAAAAAUAAAAAAACGUAGGGCACUAAAAACCGAUAAUUUAAGAAAUAACAGUGUCUUUAUGUGUAAGAUUUGUUUUGUCUAUUUUUUUAUUUUGUUUUUUUUCUGUUGUUUCCUCUCCUUCACUGUUGUAGUCUGUUGGUGCCUAGUUUGGUUUGAGAAAUGAGGCAGGAGGAGCAAAUUAUGAUGCAAAGAGAUGUCCGGUGGGGCGUUGUUAUUGACCUAAUCUGUAGCUUUAUAACAUCACUUCUCGAGUGUGCGUACCAUUUCUCUACAUGUGGAGCUAGGUAAUGUUUUAACAGCUGUGUAUAUGUCUAUAUACACAUAUAAAUGUAUACGAAUGUUUCAUACUGUCGUCCUUGGACCUGGGGGGCUUGAACAGCUUUGUACUCUUCUCUUAGGGGGACCACAUAAACCGCUGCUGGGCUUUAGAUAAAUUACCUCUUUUCAAUAUAAAUGGCUUUUUAAGUCGCAGUGCAAAGUUUUGUGCAGCGCCUGAGCAGAGUCCAAGAAUCACACCUUGAAGAUCUGGGUGGGCUCGCUUUUUGUAGCUUGUUUUGAGCUGAGUUUUAUUAUCUCUCUCUCUUUUUUUUUUUUUUAUCACUCAGCUAAAGCAGAGUUGAAAAGCUUGCAAAGGUGCUGUCCUAUGGUGCCACUAGAGGAAGUAAAACCCAAAACGUUUAAAUAUUCAGGAAGAGAAACGAAGGCAUGAUAAUUAAAGCGAAGCCCAGCUCCCCGGUUGGAUGAAAUGUGCAAAGAUCUUUAAUUUUUGAAUAAAUUCUUAAGUUUAAGAAUGAUUUUGGGGAAAAAAAGGAAUACGAAAUAUAAAUUUGUACAUAUAAGAUUGGCUCGCGAUGUGAAAGCCCCUUAGACCACAGCUCAUUCACACAAAUGAGCUGAGUGGCUUUCCUUAAACAUUCAGACUGAAAAGGAAGCCAUUCCACUCUUUCAAACCUUUUCUCGCUCCAACUUUGUCCUUCAAGGUGUUCAUUAAUUCUGCUCAUUCUCCCCCCCCCGUUUCUCACUGAAGAUGCUGUUAAAAGUUUAAUGAUGUUGAGACGAGUAUAAGCCUCUAGUUUCUGACGAGCCUCUCCAUUCCAGCGCCGUUCCUAAUUGCUAAUUAAGGAGCUGCACCGCUUGACUUGUUGCUACUUUUUUGGCGAGUUUCCCUCCUCGUCUGUGUGCUGGACGUGGUAAUCCGCUGCUUUCGCUGAAGUGGCCGCCGUGAGCCUUUUGUGACCGGUCGAUGUAGCGCAGCUGCAUGCGAGACCUGCAUCCGGACGCAGAGCUGUCGGAAAACCCAAAUACCCUUCGUAUUGAACCGAUUUGAUCGAUUGAAUUAACUGUAGUUUGGGAGCUUGAUGAAUUGUGCUGAUUUGCCUCUUUAUUUAUUUAUUUUUGACCCGGAAACUAAAAAAGAAGUAGGCACAGAUCCUUUUUGCUCCUUCCUAAAAUGAUUGGUCUCUGACUGGCGUGUUGCGUUCAGACAGGUUUGGUUGUAGAAAGGUUGAGAUGUCGUGUGUGAUUCUGGGGUUUUUUGUUGAUUUUUUCUGUAUAUGCAGCCGGAUUGUGGCAGACUAAGUAUGCCCCCAAAGGAGAAAUGAUCUCUUUCAGGGAAUUUUACUCUCGAUACUCCCUUUGAUUUGCUUUUUUUUCUCUCCUCUAAGCUGUUUUCUCUGUCCAAAAUGUGGUAAAGAGGGAAGCAGUUGGGUUUUGUAGUUCAAUUCGGCACGAUGUGUUAAAUGUGCAAGCUGAAGCCAAAAAUUAAGACGUUUGUCCGUACAAUCUGGUUCAUCUCUGGGGAAAAAAUAUAAAUAAAUAAAAAGAACCUCGUUUUUGUUCCGGCCUUUUGGAUAUGGGAGUUCUCCUCCAGAUCACGCUAUGACAUGCCAGACCUUCACAUAAAAGCUGAAAAAUGCUUUUCUCUUCCUUGGUUUUAUUCAAGGAAGUUGGUUAUCCAGAGGUCGGGCUGAUGUGUGCUCUCUUUUAUUUUCUAAUAAGAAGUCAGUAAGAAAACAAUCCCCUCUAAAACAGCUGCUGCUGCUGAUGUUUUAUGCAAGUGUUUGAGGAAAAUCCAGUUUUGCCAUUCGCAGGUCCUAAGCAAUCUCUGUGCUGCCGUGGCUCUGUGCGAAGCGACCGACAGGCGACCUUUCGAAAGCCUGCAGGUCGUCCGCCAGCCACAGGUCUCUGUGUCCUCUGAGCUGCCUGUCGAACCACAUCGGAGGGCUUCAGACUGCACAAUAAGCUCCUUACAGGAGAGCUCAUGAUGUUUUUGCCACUAUGGUCUCACUCUUCACACAGCAAACUGUUAACAAUACCUGGAUGUCAUUAUUGUUUGCGAUAUAAUAAAAGGAAAAAAAAAAAAUCUG
Xiphophorus couchianus (Monterrey platyfish) is the source of this 4546-nucleotide messenger RNA. Its product is annotated as lissencephaly-1 homolog. The transcript is spliced from 11 exons. The record is from RefSeq and is a predicted model, not a curated record. The coding region runs from base 512 to 1744 and encodes 410 amino acids. NCBI's taxonomy places the organism in Eukaryota, Metazoa, Chordata, Actinopteri, Cyprinodontiformes, Poeciliidae. Gene Ontology annotation, molecular function: protein binding.